AGGACCCCGGGCUGUCCCCAGGCGGGGUCCCCGUGACUGGGGACUGGCGUGCCUGAGGUCCGGUAAGGUCCCGUAAGGCUCCUCUCGUCCCGUUGGCAGUGCCGCUGCCGCAUCCCUGCCGUCCUCCCAAAAAUAGAAGAGCGAGAAGAACACAACUCCCAGACAAACGUGCAAGAUUACGAUACUUUUGAGGUACCUACACGGCCAGCUUUCAGAAUUUCGAGAAAUUAAAUUGCAUAAAUAUGGCUGAACUUUCAGAGCCAGAAGGUACUGUAAACUGGAAGGAAAGAUGUUUAACUUUGGAGUCACAGUUAAUGAAAUUUCGUCUCCAGGCAAGCAAGAUCAGAGAGCUAUUAGCAGAAAAGAUGCAGCAGCUUGAGAAACAAGUUGUAGAUGCUGAUCGUCAAGCAGAGAGAGCGUUUCAGCAGGUGCAGAUCAUGGAAGAGAAAUUAAAAGCAGCAAAUGUUCAAACAAGUGAAUCAGAAACCAGGUUGUAUAAGAGAUGUCAAGAUCUGGAGAUCCUGAUACAAGAUAAAAAUGAUAUAAUACAAAAAUUGGAGCAACAACUUGAAGAACAGAAGCAAAUAAGACUGCAAGAAGCAAAAAUCAUAGAAGAAAAAGCAGCUAAAAUAAAAGAAUGGGUGACAGUCAAGCUUCAUGAGUUAGAGGUGGAAAAUCAGAACCUUCGCUUGAUCAACCAAAAGCAAACGAAAGAGAUGAAAACAGUACAAUCUAAACUGCAAGAAGCUACUGGCAAGAAAUCUGUUAAUUCAACACAAAAGCCUGGAGAGUGUCAGCGACUAAGCAGUUUGACUUUUAGAUGCUUUUCAAAUAGAGCAAGAAGUCCACAACCGUCUCCUAAGCUUGAAGAAAUAAGCAAGGCUUCAUCUAAAGAGUCAGACUACUCUGAAGGCAAAAAGAUGCCAGAGAAGGAUAUCCUGGAAACUACCUUUGCUGGUCCUGUACACGAGACAAAUAAAGGUCAGAAGUCAUUGCAACAAAGUUCCUCUGGUUCAGAGCAGAACAAAAAUGUGAGAAUAAGCUACUCAUCCAAAGACAUAGACAGUGACAUGUCAAAGAACUCAUGCACUACUGGGAGUGACUGGAGCUCAGAUGAGGAUGGAGGAGACAAUAAAGGACUGAAAUCCAGGUGUGCGUCGACUCUUUCAAGCCACACAUCUGAAGAGAAUGCAAGGUACAGUAGAGUGGGAAGUGAAAUGUAUUUGACAGCAUCUGAUGACAGUAGUUCUCUAUUUGAAGAAGAGAGUUUUGAUGUUAAGAGGACUCAGCAAAAGAAGCUAUACUCAUGGCAGCAAGGGUCCCAAAGAAAAGGACUGAGCAAUCCAGGUGGAAAGUGCCACUCUGACUUCACAAGGAAAAAGAAAGACCAAGAUAGUUCUUCGGAUGAGCUGAAUAAGAAAUUUCAGUCACAGAGGCUAGAUUAUUCAUCCUCAUCCAGUGAGGCAAAUACCCCAAGUCCCAUUUUAACCCCUGCUCUGACACCCAAACAUCCAAUUCUAGCAACUUCUGCAGGUUCUCAAUGCACAACUCCAUCAGAUUUUCCCUCCAAUUUGCCACAUCCAAGGUUACGGACUCCUAAUGUCUUUAGUCUAAAUUCAGCAUUAGCAAAGAAACACCUAAGCCAGCCCCAGCUGAGUUCUGACAGAAUGUUUGGUAGGAACAGAAAUGCCAUAAGCAUGAUCCGUCCAUGGAGACCUCAGGAAACAGACAUAGAUCUGGUGGAUGGAGAAGAUACUGGUAUUUUAGAGAAAAUGGAGAUUGGCUGUGAUGAAGGAGCAUUUACCUAUGACUGCACUGAAGCACAAAAUGCUGAAGCCCAGGAACUCUGUGAUACGACAAAAAAGGGUGCUAGCAACAAACCUCCAACGCCUCCAUUACAUCGAUUUCCUUCCUGGGUAAGCAUGGAAAGCAGAAUUUAUGCUGUAGCCAAAUCUGGUUUAAGGAUGUCUGAAGCUUUCACCAUGGAAUCUCUUAAUAAAAGUGCUGUUUCACUAACUUCAUGCUCCAUAUCUGGAUUAUAUACAUCUCUGAUAUAUAAGAACAUGACCACUCCUGUCUACACCACUUUGAAAGGGAAGGCAACUCAAAUAAGCAACAGCCCAUUUCUAGAUGAGUCAUCGGGAUCUGAGGAAGAAGACAGCUCUCGCUCCAGCUCAAGGACUUCCGAGUCUGAUUCUCGAAGCAGAAGUGGUCCAGGGAGUCCUCGGGCUAUGAAACGAGGUGCUUCUCUGUCUUCUGUGACCUCUGAAAGUGACUAUGCUAUUCCCCCAGAUGCAUAUUCAGUAGAUACAGACUAUUCAGAACCAGAGCAGAAAGUUCCUAAAACCUCGUCCUCAUCUAGUGAUAAUGGAAAAAAUGAACCUUUGGAAAAAUCUGGAUAUCUGUUAAAAAUGGGUGGUAAAGUAAAGACCUGGAAACGACGGUGGUUUGUACUUAAAGGAGGUGAAUUGCUGUACUACAAAUCUCCAAGUGAUGUCAUUCGAAAGCCUCAAGAUCAAAUUGAGCUAAAUGCAUCCAGCCACAUUGAAAGAGGUGAUGGAAAACAAACAAUUCAGCUGACCACAGAGAAACGAACAUACUACCUGACUGCUGAUUCCCCCAACAUCUUGGAGGAAUGGAUCAAAGUACUGCAGAAUGUUCUUAAAAUACAGGCUGCCAGCCCACUCUUCGUACAGUCCGAAAUCAAGCCAACCAUGAAAGGAUUACUUACAAAGGUGAAACAUGGAUAUUCCAAAAGGGUUUGGUGUACCCUAGUUGGAAAAAUUCUGUAUUACUUCCGUAAUCAAGAAGACAAGUUUCCUCUUGGUCAAAUCAAGCUUUUUGAGGCAAAGGUUGAAGAAGUUGAUAGAUCCUGUGAUUCUGAUGAAGAUUAUGAAGCCAGUGGACGCAGUUUAUUAUCAACCCAUUACACUGUUGUUAUCCACCCCAAAGACCAAGGACCCACUUACCUUCUUAUAGGAUCUAAACAUGAGAAGGACACGUGGCUUUAUCAUCUGACAGUUGCAGCUGGAAGUACCAAUGUAAAUGUUGGAUCUGAGUUUGAACAACUUCUUGGCAAAUUAUUAAAUGUGGAAGGUGAUGCCACUUCUCAGAUUUGGAGACAUCCUACUCUUUGCCACAGCAAAGAAGGAAUUACUUCCCCUCUUACAACACUGCCAUCAGAAGCCUUGCAAACUGAAGCAAUUAAAUUAUUUAAGACCUGCCAGUUGUUUAUAAAUGCUGCAGUUGACUCUCCUGCCAUUGAUUACCAUGUAUCUUUGGCCCAAAGUGCUUUGCAGAUCUGCCUCACACAUCCUGAACUUCAAAAUGAGAUCUGUUGCCAACUUAUUAAACAGACCAGACGUCGACAUCCACAAAACCAGGCAGGACCAAUACAGGGCUUGCAGCUCUUGGCCCUCUGCGUUGGACUCUUUCUGCCCCAGCACCCAUUCCUUUGGCUUCUUAAACUUCACCUAAAGAAGAAUGCAGAUUCCAGGACUGAAUUUGGGAAAUAUGCAAUAUAUUGCCAGCGCUGUGUAGAACGUACCCAGCAGAAUGGAGACCGAGAAGCCAGACCUUCCAGAAUGGAAAUCCUUUCCACUCUUCUGAGAAAUCCCUACCACCAUUCACUGCCCUUCAGUAUUCCAGUUCACUUCAUGAAUGGUAUAUAUCAGGUUGUUGGGUUUGAUGCUUCUACCACAGUAGAGGAAUUUCUGAACACCCUGAACCAAGAUACAGGGAUGAGGAAACCAGCUCAGUCAGGAUUUGCACUGUUUUCUGAUGAUCCCUCUGGCAAGGAUAUAGAGCACUGUCUUCAAGGAAACAUCAAGAUCUGUGACAUUAUCUCAAAAUGGGAGCAAGCCUCCAAAGAACAACACCCUGGGAAAUGUGAAGGCACAAGGACUGUCCGCCUUACUUACAAAAACAGGCUUUAUUUUUCAGUUCAAGUUCAUGGGGAGACAGACAGAGAGAAGCUGCUGCUAGUGUAUCAGACAAAUGAUCAAAUAGUCAAUGGACUUUUCCCUGUAAACAAAGAAUUAGCAAUGGAAUUGACAGCCCUUUUAGCUCAGGUAGAAAUUGGAGAUUUUGAACGGCCUUUCUCAACUCCAGCAGGGCAAGUCACUUCCCAAUCCAAGUCCAACCAAACACUAAAGCAAGUCUUGGAGAGAUUCUACCCUAAGAGAUACAAGCAGGGUUGUUCAGAGGAACAGUUAAGACAGCUUUGCCAGCGACUGUCGACGAGAUGGAUGGCUCUCCGUGGGCACAGUGCCGCAGACUGCGUGCGCAUUUAUCUCACCGUGGCCAGGAAAUGGCCUUUCUUUGGGGCUAAACUGUUUGCAGCAAAACCUCUAGAAACAGCCUCAGUUGAGAGGUCCUUCAUAUGGUUUGCUGUCCAUGAAGAUGGCAUAAGCAUCUUGGAUUACAGCUCCAUGCGAUUAACAGUUACAUACACAUAUAAGAGCCUGAUGACUUUCGGAGGCUAUCAAGAUGAUUUUAUGCUGGUUGUUAAUAAUGCUCAGACAAAGGACAAAUCAACUGAAAAACACCUUUUUGCCAUGACAAAACCAAAGAUUCUUGAGAUCACUCUACUGAUUGCCAGCUACAUUAACAACUUUCAUCAGCUGAAAGGAGCUGCUCAUCAUCUCUCUGCUCCAGCAUUACUGGCACCUCAAAGUGGACAGAAACUCAAGGAAAUGGGGAGCCAGCCACUUCUUGCAACCACCAGACCAACUAAAUGUCCCACUUUGUUAUGAAAGGAUUAUGUCUCAUGAUAACGCGUCCUUGCUAGAGGUUUUCUACAUGGAUUGAAAAUCUUCUGACGUACAAGAUGUAGAGCAUCAGCAGCUCCAUAAACAAAAGAAAGGUGGACAGGUUUACAUUUGCUUCAGUGGCAUAUAACAGGAGUAGCUCUUUAAUUAAAGCUCUGGCCUGAACUGGAAAGAUGAUGAGUCAGUUCAAGGGUUAUGGUUUACUGGGGGUUGCUUGUGCCUACAGCUCAGAAAAAAUACAUCUGUUUAUAAAGAUGAAGAAAGGUGUCAUUGGAAACAACUGUACAGAUUUUUAUAGUUUUCUAGAUAUAUACUCAGGGACCAAACUGUCUUCAACUCAUCAUCUCUAUUUUUCAAAAUUAGACCAGUUGUAUAACUUUCAUUUUGAAAAGGAAUUUUUGUUUAGAAAAGCAGUCAAACACAAAAUACUUUUCACUUCCAGCACCAUCCCUAUUUGCAAUACAAGUGUCAUGGGACUAAAAGGAACAAAUUGUGUAUAAUUGUUUCUCCUUUGAAAAAAACCAAGCACAUAAGGACAUCAUGUAACUACUACAAAUUUAAAGAGUAUUCUCACUAUACACUCUAGCCUUUGUUAUACAGCUGCUUUACUUGGCAAAUCUUCAGCCUUAGUCUGGUAAAUUUCUAAAUAAACCCUCUCUGCUCCAGCCUUUUGAAAAAAUACAAAUUGGAUAGGCACUGUAUUUAGUAUAGUUUCGUUAAACAACACUCUGUAACUAAUUUCUCCUGUAGUCCAGAAUAAUAAUAUAAUACAGAUGGCAAGAAUGACUCACAAUUCAAAACACAAGAAUAACACAGAAAACCAUUGAUUGAAAUGUUGUGAGUAAACUUGGAGACCUAAAAUCCGUGUGCAAUAUGUAUAAUGUAUAUACAUUGAGUCAGAAUAGUAUUUACUUCUUGGUUUUCAUUUGUAUCUAUACAUUUCUUAUUAUAAUACUAAUAUAAUGUUCUUACACACUGAAGACAUGAUACUGCAUCUGCACUACUGGACCUAGGAGCACUUUCCAGUUGCCUUUUUCAGCUGCAAGCCUCAGUGCUACAUAGGUCAAAUAUAUAGAAAUUACAUCCUUUGUUUUUCUUCCAGUCCCCUCUUUUUGCAAAUAAACCACUUCUGCAGGCUCUGAAAUGGAUCAGCACCAUACUCCAAUAGAUAAUUUAGGUCCAGCCAUAAAGAAGGUACUCAAACAUAAAUCACUGAUUUAUGGACAUUUCAGUUUCCACUUCAGCUCAUGCUAAUGAUCAUGGAUCAUUAAUCCCUUACAGCCAGCCCUCAUUGGUUUUUGUUUUCAUUAUUACUUAAAACUGAAGUAAUUCCUCAAUGGAAAAUCUCUGGUUUAUGUUCUUUAAAUAUUUCAAAUGCUUGUAUUGAGAGAAAAGGAAUUUCCAGCUGUUUGCCCCCUAUUAAAAGUAGGGAGUAUCCUCCUAAAGAAUUAAAAUAGAUUGGAAGGGAGAUAGAGGCCAUGAAGAGAACAUGGUCUUAAAAAGUGGAAAGGCAAACAGGCAAGCUGACUUGAUAAACAGAUUCCUUUAGAAAGCUCUCAAAGUCCUGCCACAGCUACUGAAGUUCACAGGACUCAAGCACCACUUGGUGAAUGGUAGCACGGGCCAACACUUUCUCUUGAAAAUUACAACCAAACAACACACAUACUAUAUCCAGAUGCUUUCACUUUUGCAAGGUGGAAAGAGCUUCCUGGUAACUUCCACCCUUUGGUGGUGGUUGGGGCACCAGACCCUUCUCUUUCCAUGAGGCAGGGCCAGCAGCAGGAGGUUUUACCUCCUCCUAGGCAGCCAGUCUCCUGUCAUCAUCCAGGGAAGCAUCUUGGGAGCUACAAGAGACCAACGGCAUUACUUCUUGAGUUGCACCCCUUGGCAAGUGAUACAGAUACCAUGGUGAAAUUCAUUUAGGAAUUAACACCCCUUUGCAAUCAGCAGAAUACUUAACUCUCAGAUGAGGGGGGAAGGGUGUUUACAAAUUCAAACAUGUUACUGCAUCAGUUAGGUCAUAGUCUAAAGCUUCUCAAAUAUGAUUAAAAACUUCCAUUUACAAACACAAAAGUCUUCUUGUAAUCAUGAAAUUAUGAUAACCCGGAAUGAUCCAGCUAGUAGUCUUUCCUAAUUGUCCAGUUUCAAAUGAAUGUGGCAGAUCAGCUUCUCUUAUUAGGAGGCAAAAAAAGUGGAGCAUUUUGCUAGUGAGCUUGUUCAUGUAGUUUUUUAAAUCUUUGUUGAAUUUUGAGACAUGAUAAACAAUACAAUCAGCUGAUGUGCAGAUUUGGAGAUUUGGAGAUUUGGAAACAACUUUCAUUAGCAACAUUACAAACAGUUGUUCUAUAAAGCACUGUGCAAUCUAUCAAGCAGAGUAUGACCUUCCUGCUUGCCUUUGGGUAGGAAACUCCAGACACUGCUUUGCUUUUCAGUGUUGAGCUCUUGUGGCUGCAGUAUGUCCCUACAUCAUUGUAAUCAGAAGCAAUCCAUGCAUUAGUUCCCUUUUUUUGGCAUGACUUUCCAAACUUACUACUGCUAGCUGGUCAUUGUAGGUCACCAUUAAUCCCAUACAGUCACAUGACCAGAAAUGCUGUGUUACUUUUUAUGAAAUAAAUGCACUCUGAGUUACUGUGACAACACUGUGUUAAACAAUGCUUUCCGGUUUGAUUAGCAAGAGUGAGGUUUCUGUAGUGACAGUAACCUCAGCAGGCACUUCCCUUCAAGGUAGCAGGGUCACAAGUGGAGUCUCUUUCACAUGCAAGCACUCUUCCAAGCACAGCUCUGCAUAUCUCAGGGCCUUGCUCCAUGGUAAUCAAGCUCCAGAGCUACUUAAAGAAUACCACACAAUGCAAGGCAGCAAAGGUGAAAAUUUCACAGUCCAAGCAGGUAAUCUGUUCUGCCUUCCCCACCCAGCCCAAGCCUCAUGAGUGAUCCACAUUUCAGUCUCGAGUCAUCCACCAAAGAAAUUCACACUGUGCUACCUAAUCCAUGACUAAAGCCCAGGUAGGAACCUGACCUUUCUCACCUCAGCAGUGAUAAUACUGUGGGAGCUGUCAAAUGAGCAGCAACUUCUGGGACUGUUGCUGGAAAACUUCCCAUGCUCAAAGCUUGCAGAACCUAGGUUGUAAAAAUAUUGGUAGGAUGGGAUUAAUAUGUUAGCCCAUGCAAGGAGACUUCACCUUCUACCAUGAACUUCAGAAUACCUUUCAUGCUUGCUUUGAGCUAGUGGUCAGAAUCAACAAUCCAUGUAAAUGAUCAAUGAAUCUGAACUUGACAAUGACUGAAAAAUCACUGGUAAAUGCCUGUAUAAACAAUGACACUGAUUUGAAAAGAGUACUUGGAGUGCAAUGUAAAUUAAUAUAUUACUUGAACUUCACUUUGCCUUGUCAAUUUUUGAGCAGCAGUAUUAGUAAGAACAGCUGAUUUCUAGAACAAGCAAGACCGAUUUGUAGCACACCUGGCAAAUGAUAAAGCUUUAAGGUUUUAAUACAA
This is a messenger RNA of Corvus hawaiiensis (hawaiian crow), 8261 nucleotides long. It is a transcript of the gene PLEKHH2, whose product is annotated as pleckstrin homology, MyTH4 and FERM domain containing H2. The record is from RefSeq and is a predicted model, not a curated record. Gene Ontology annotation, biological process: negative regulation of actin filament depolymerization. The coding region runs from base 243 to 4754 and encodes 1503 amino acids. Gene Ontology annotation, molecular function: actin binding. NCBI's taxonomy places the organism in Eukaryota, Metazoa, Chordata, Aves, Passeriformes, Corvidae. Gene Ontology annotation, cellular component: cytoplasm; cytoskeleton. The transcript has 30 exons.